CAUAAAUAGCUUCCUCUUCUAUUUUUAAACCAAACUAAUCCCAUAUUCCCAUUUCUUUAGGUUCUUCUUCAAUCUUCUUCUCUCUCAUUUGGAUUUGAAUAUCUCAGAUAAAGAAUAUGCAGAAGGGUAGAGAAGUUCAACAUAAUGUUUUUAGAUCAAGAGGGUUUAGAGACUUUGGUGGUUCUGGUUUCCACAGAAUUAUGACGAUGCCGAGUCUUUUCGGAGGAAGGGAUCCAUUUGAUGAUCCUUUUUUCACUGAUCCAUUUGAUAAUAUGUGGAGUCCAAGUUCUGCUUCGUCGAGAUCAAUGCUGAAGACAAACAAAGAAAAAGGAGUUGUUAUAAAAGAAUUAGACUCUGAUGAUGAGGGCGUUGAUAAUUUUAAUGAGAAGAUUUAUCGGUCACCAAUGGAGCCUUUCGUUGAGCAUCCAGAUGAUGAUGUUGAUGUAGAGAUGCAAACCAAUGGUGUAACAUACGAGAAUGAGCAUCGCAAAUCAGAAGAACCCUCUAAGAGUCACAAUUGUAAUAUGUCUUUCAAGACUAGUAGAGUAACAUAUGGCGGUAUAGAUGGUGCUUAUUAUACUUCUACCCGAACCAGAAAGACGGGGUCUGAUGGGAUGGUAAUAGAGGAAAGCAAAGAAGCUGACACGUCAAGAGGUGAAGCAACGCAUAGAAUCACAAGAGGAGUCCAUGAUAAGGGUCAUUCAGUUUUGAGAAAGUUUGAUUCAGAUGGGAAGGUUAAUACGACACAGACGUUGCACAAUCUCAAUGAAGACGAGCUUGCACGCUUUGAGGAAACAUGGAAAGGAAAUAAUCGAGCACGGUUACCCGAUUAUGACGUGCAUAGGAAGAAAGAUUUUAGAGUUGGUGAGAUAAACAAAAACAAGAUGUGGUCACUUCCAUUUUUGGAGCAGGAUAGUAGAGCAAGAGGAUUUGCAUCAAGUUUUGAAACAGGGAACAAUUCUGAUGGAAGAGCAAAGAAAAUUGUUAGAAUCAAUAUUGAGUGAAAAAUAGGAAGACAUGACAGUCCAUUUUCUUUAGUAUGUAAAAUGUAGUAUGAGGUGUGUUAUAGUAUGGUUUAGAAUUACCAUGUGUAGAAUAAACAUGAGUUCAUCCUUAGAGAGAAUUGUCAUUAUGAAUCUUGAAUUUUGAUAGGGUUGAGGAUAUGUUCCCAACUGUUUGUUGUAAUUCUUGAACUUUCAAGAGAUUUUUUUACUCUAUUUUGGUUGGCCUCUGCCUUUUCGUGAGGUGCUUUCUAUGAAA
Molecule: messenger RNA, 1260 nt
Organism: Vicia villosa (hairy vetch)
Lineage: Eukaryota; Viridiplantae; Streptophyta; Magnoliopsida; Fabales; Fabaceae
Exons: 7
Coding region: 117-1004 (295 amino acids)
Source: RefSeq, a predicted model, not a curated record